CUAGCGGCUGGUUGGCACUGCCUCCUCCCCUUCCCAGUACUCUCACCUUAGCUGCGGUUUGGUUAUGGCCAUGUUUCUUCGGGUGGCAACCCAGAGGCUGUCUCCCUGGAGGGGCUACUGCUCCAGGGGGUCACAGGGUGGACUCAGUCAGGACUUUGUGGAAACUCUGAAGGCAGUUGUAGGGAGCCCCCACGUGUCCACUGCUUCUGCCGUCAGAGAGCAUCACGGGCAUGACGAGUCGAUGCAUAGGUGCCAACCUCCCGAUGUUGUGGUGUGGCCUCAGAAUGUGGACCAAGUCAGCCGCCUGGCAACCCUGUGCUACAACCAAGGUGUUCCCAUCAUCCCGUUUGGCACUGGCACCGGUGUUGAGGGGGGAGUCUGUGCUGUACAGGGUGGAGUGUGCAUUAACCUGACCCAUAUGAACCGAAUCACUGAGCUGAAUACAGAAGAUUUCUCCGUGGUGGUGGAGCCUGGUGUCACCCGAAAAGCUCUCAAUACCCACCUGCGUGACAGCGGCCUUUGGUUUCCUGUUGACCCAGGUGCAGAUGCUUCUCUGUGUGGCAUGGCAGCCACUGGGGCCUCAGGCACCAAUGCUGUGCGCUAUGGAACCAUGCGGCACAACGUGAUCAACCUGGACGUGGUGCUGCCUGAUGGCAGGCUGCUUCAUACUGCAGGCCGAGGACGCCAUUACAGGAAGAGCUCGGCUGGCUACAAUCUCACAGGACUCUUCGUGGGCUCAGAGGGGACUCUGGGCAUCAUUACUUCUGCCACCCUGCGCCUGCAUCCUGCUCCUGAGGCCACAGUGGCAGCCACCUGUGCAUUCCCCAGUGUUCAAGCCGCUGUGGACAGCACCGUUCAGAUCCUUCAGUCUGCAGUGCCUGUGGCUCGCAUUGAGUUCCUGGAUGACGUCAUGAUGGACGCCUGCAACCGACACAGCAAACUGAACUGCCCUGUGGCACCCACCCUCUUCUUGGAGUUCCAUGGCUCCCAGCAGGCAUUAGCAGAACAGGUGCAACGCACAGAGGCCAUCACUCAGGAUAACGGGGGCUCUCACUUCUCCUGGGCCAAGGAGGCUGAAAAGCGCAGUGAGCUUUGGGCGGCACGGCACAAUGCUUGGUAUGCAGUCUUGGCCCUGUCUCCUGGACGGAAGGCCUAUUCUACGGAUGUGUGUGUGCCCAUCUCCCGGUUGCCGGAGAUCUUGGUAGAGACCAAGGAGGAGCUUAAGGCCUCAAAACUCACAGGAGCCAUUGUUGGGCACGUGGGUGAUGGCAAUUUUCACUGCAUCAUACUGGUCAACCCUGAUGAUGUGGAAGAGCAGAGCAGGCUCAAGGCCUUUGCAGAAAAUCUGGGCAGGCGUGCCCUGGCACUCCAUGGGACAUGCACGGGAGAGCAUGGCAUCGGGCUGGGCAAGAGACAGCUGCUGCAAGAGGAAGUGGGCACUGUGGGCAUGGCGACUAUGCGGCAGCUCAAAGACACACUGGAUCCCAGAGGUCUCAUGAACCCAGGCAAAGUGCUGUGAGGAACUUGAAACCAUCGGCCUACAAUCCCCAGAAUGCAGAGCCCAUUUGCGACCUUCCCUUCAUGCAGCUGGCUUUACAAGACAGAAUGACUGAUGCUAUCUGUGCCUGCCAGGUGUCUCUGUGUAGCUGACUCUCAAGGUGAAGGUCAAGAGGAUGGACUUACAGGGAACUACUUUCCUUGCCGCCCUUAGCCUUUUGCUCCAGCGGAGUUUCUUCCUGGCUGGCAGAGAUGGUGUGGGUCUCCUCCCAGAGUAAGAUCAGAUCCCUCUGUGGAGGCCUCUCCCGCUAGUGUCCAGCAUCAUCACGGCUCAUCCUCGACACAGGGACAGGAUCACUCCUAUACAUAGGGAAGGAGCCUUCAUUCCACACUGUUAGCCCUUCUCCUUGUCUGCCAGUGCCCAUGAAUGUGAACCCUAUUUGCAGCUGUAUCCUGUACCCUUUGGUCUCUGACCUUGGACUAAUGAGCCAUUUGUCUUGGGCCUGUCCUCUUGGACCGAUAGUAGCCUGGGGAAGUGGCUCAAGUUCAGGCUCUGGAAGAAAGCCUGUCCCAACCCUCCUGCAUUUGCAUACGGAGGCAGAAGACCCACCUGUGCAGGAGGUCACUUAGGACAGCUUCCCCACCAGGUUUAGACUGGAACACUCUCUUCAAGCUGCUGCCACGUAGGCUGUUAGAAAUGGAGGUGAGCUGAUCCUCUAUGUACCACCCGUCUCCAUGGUGUAAUGCACCAUCCACCAACUUUUACCUUCAAAAUCAGCAACACCAGCUUUUACCUUCAAAAUCAGCAUACUGCCUAUUUGGGGGCCUGGUAAUUUUGAGAUUCCCAGAUCAGAGCGCCUGUCUGGAGGUACGUGGGAGUUGUUCCUCAAAAGUCCACAAGGGGGCGCGUGACACCACAAAUCUGAAAAAUAGCAUCUUGUAGUUCCUACCUUCCAGGGUCAGGUGGCCAGUCUCAAGACCUUUUACCCCUGUGGGUCCCAGUCAACUGUAGUACCAUCUCCCCUACUCCUAGAUUUUUGGGUUGGAAAAACAAAACAGGAAGGAGCCACGGACAGGGGAAGUAGCAGCCUCUCAACCCCUCGCUCUAACCACUUUUCUCCCACCAUGCUCCGGGAAGAGGCCGCCACCCUGUUACUUUUUCAGUCCAACUUCAGUAACAAGAACCCCCUUUCUGUGAUGUCCAUCUCAUGGUUCUCUCCCAAACCACUUCAGGAUGUAGAAAUCCAAACAUCAGUUGCUCAAUCACCAGAGAACGAGAAGGCUCUAGUGAAGCUGCCCCAGAAAGAUUGUGUGCCUCUCCCAUAAGCCCUCCCAAAUUGAGUUCCGUUGGGCAGAGCUUCUAGACACACCCUCCAGUAACAAGCAACUAGCAGACACUCAAUAAACAGUCGUUUCCCCACAAUUUCUUUUAUUAAAGAAAAUUCCAAACAUACAGAAAAAUUGAAAGAACAAGUACACUAUUCACUGAAAUAUCAGUCGUUGAAGAUUCAACAAUGGACAUUUUUGCCUUA
Myodes glareolus (Bank vole) is the source of this 3029-nucleotide messenger RNA. It is a transcript of the gene Ldhd, whose product is annotated as lactate dehydrogenase D. NCBI's taxonomy places the organism in Eukaryota, Metazoa, Chordata, Mammalia, Rodentia, Cricetidae. Gene Ontology annotation, molecular function: FAD binding; D-lactate dehydrogenase (NAD+) activity; D-lactate dehydrogenase (cytochrome) activity. The record is from RefSeq and is a predicted model, not a curated record. Gene Ontology annotation, biological process: lactate catabolic process. Gene Ontology annotation, cellular component: mitochondrion.